AAACCCUACAUUCGCCUCCCUCACUCUCUCAGUCUCAUCUCAAAACUCAUCACUGUCUCUCUCUCUCUCUCUCACUCUCUCGUUUCGUUAUUCUGCUGCACCGAUCACUCUCUCUCACUCUCUCGUUGUUCAUCUCAUCGCACCGCCGAUCUACUCACAGAUAUCAUACAUAUCUCUCUGAUCUGAUCAGAUCCACAGUUUGGUUUUGCAUCUCUGCACCGAUCGACUCAUAGUUCAUAAAUCUGAGGCUUUUCACCACGAGCAGGAUUCAGUUCUGUGGUCAGAAAAACUGAGACCUUGUGCUGAAGCUCUAUAUAUUGUUUUGUUUGAAAAUCAUAGUCAGGUGAAACAUAAGAGAAGAAAUGAAUGCAUUCAAGGCCUACAAAGCAUGUGUCCCUAUUGCAUGGAGCCCCAACUUGUACAUAACCUUGGUGAGGGGCAUUCCGGGAACUAGGAGACUUCACAGGCGAACAUUAGAGGCAUUGCGCCUUCGCAAAUGUAAUCGAACUGUCAUGAGAUGGAACACUCCUACUGUCAGAGGAAUGCUUCAGCAGGUUAAGAGAUUGGUUGUGAUUGAGACUGAGGAGAUGUAUAAAGCCCGAAAACAGAAGGAUGCAAACCACCAAGCUCUACGUCCACCAUUUGUUGUGAGCCACCUCCCUGCAGCUGCAAGUGAUUCUUCUCAGUGACCUAUUCUUUGGAGAAUUUUAUAUCUGAUCAUGAACAGCGUCACAUGUGGAGCUGAUGCAGGAAGGUGGUGUAAGAAAUCCAGAUCAUUUUCCCAACUAAGCACUUUUAUUUGAUUGUUGUUCAUGUCCAUGGCUAGAAUGUCAUUUUGGGUGUAAAAUUUUGUAGUUUAUGCAUAAUGUGAAGGCAGAAACUCUUUUCUAAGUUUAUAUAUACUGUAGCUUUGGCAGCCAUAGCAGUAACGAAUUAGAUGAUGGUAGGCAACCCAUAUGGCAUUAGAUAUUCUGAAUGUUUACAUAGUGCCAGAUCAAUUGUCUUGAUAUUCACUUUUGUGGAGUAUAAACACAUGCAUAUUUAUGUUGAGCCAGAUCAAUCAAUUGUCUUGAUAUUCA
This is a messenger RNA of Camellia sinensis, 1079 nucleotides long. The record is from RefSeq and is a predicted model, not a curated record. Lineage: Eukaryota; Viridiplantae; Streptophyta; Magnoliopsida; Ericales; Theaceae.